CUUGUAGCGAAAACACCGCACGUUUAGAGAACAUCAUAAAUGAAAAUAAAAUUUAACUCGACUGAUGAAUACAGUAUAGUGGAUAUAAAUAGAAUUCUGUUGCCAAAUUUGUAGCGUACUUUACUGAUCACUCGAGAAAAAAAUGUUUUGUAGUCAAUCUUCAUUUUUGUCUCGUUCAUCGAAUUCUCAAAACAAUGAAAAUAUAAUCAGACCAUUAUUGAGUGUUCACAAAACGAUGUCAUGUCUAAAGGUGAAAUCGUCCAUUAAAAAGAAAUAUAAGAAAACUUUUAAGUCAAAAUGUGUUCUCAAGAAUUUCGACGAACCACAUGUUGGCCAUAUAACCAAAAUAAUGUCUUCUGAACACAUGCAACAUUUUGUAUCGCGACUCAAGUCUAAAAAUUUUGAAAUCCGUAAACGUGCUGCUCGAGACCUGAAUCUCUAUGUUAAAACUGAACUUCGUGAAGUAUCAGCAGAUGAACGAACAAUUUUUAAUGAUGAUUUUAACCAACAUAUAUUUGAAAUGGUAUCAAGUUCUGACAGCAAUGAAAAAAUUGGUGGCAUACUUGCUAUAUUGUGUUUAAUUGGUGCUGAUGUUGGCAAUAAAAAUAAUCGGAUUAGUAGAUUUGCUAACUAUCUACGUAAUUUAUUGCCUUCUGCGGAUUCGGCAGUAAUGGAACUAGCUGCCAAAACAGUUGGUAAAUUAGCCUUAGACUCUGGUACCUAUGCAGAUCAGUAUGUUGAAUUUGAAGUGAAGAGAGCAUUUGAGUGGUUAGGUGGUGUACGAAAUGAGUCUAAGAGAUAUGCAGCAGUACUUAUACUUAGAGAAAUUGCUACUAUGGUUCCCACUCUUUUUUUUCAACAUGCUGCUCAAUUUUUUGACUUAGUGCUAAAUGUUACACGUGACCCGAAACCUAAUAUUCGUGAAGGAGCUGUAGAAGCAUUAAGAGCUGCACUUGUUGUAACUGCUCAAAGAGAAACAUCAAAACAAACAUUAAAAUCACAAUGGUAUAAACAGUGUUAUGAAGAAGUUAUGAAUGGUAUAGAUGAGGCAUUGAAUAAAGAAAAAAGCACUGCUCGUGAAGAUAGAAUACAUGGUGCAUUAUUAGUAUUGAAUGAAUUGCUAAGAGUUAGUAACAUUAAUUGGGAAAGACAAAAUGACUCGUUAAUGCAAAGAUUGCAAUGGGAUCAAAAUCAGACUAGUGCGGAAAUAUUGAGUUUACUACCUCGAACCAAAUCUGCUUUAAAAGGACUAGUAGGCGGUUCUGGACGUACAGAUGAUGAUUCUGUAAGAAUUGCAUCAUCAGGUAUUCGAUUCGAAAGCAGUGCCUGCAAGAAUCUCCUCCAAGAACACUUUCAUCGAGUGUGUUUAUCAGCAAUAAAUCACAGAACAUCUAAAAGUGUUUUAGUUACUUCAGCACUAAUAAAAUUACUCCCUAGACUAGCUGCCUUCAAUAAAUCAAUUUUUGUUCAAAAUCAUUUAAGUACUUCAAUGUUAUUUCUUCUUUCAACCAUCCGUAUACGUGAUCGUGAUCAACGAACUACUGCUUUUGUUGCUAUUGGUUUAGUGGCAAUAGCUAUUGAAGAUCAUACUAAACCGUAUUUGACCAGAAUUUUAGAUGCAAUACGAAGUUAUUUACCAUCUAAAGAUGGUUCAAAAAAAAAACCUGCCUGUGCUGAACCAGCUGUAUAUGUUUGUAUAACAUUACUUGGUAUUGCAGCGAAAAAUAAUAUUAAGGCUGAUCUUAAAGAACUUCUUGAACCCAUGUUGGCAAUGGGAUUAAGUCCUACACUUACCAUAGCUUUAAAAGAAUUGGCAGUAGCUGUACCUGCAUUAAAAAAAGACAUAUCAGAAGGAUUAUUGAGAAUGCUUUCCCAAGUACUUAACAAUCGUAGUGGUUCAAUAGCGACACCAUUAUCUCUCACAAGUUCUGCUCUUAGUAUAUCAUUGUUGCCUUCAUCUCUUGAACCACAAAAUGUUUCAAAUGUUGUUUUGGCUCUUAGAACACUUGGAAGCUUCAAUUUUGAAGGUCAUUCUUUAUUGCAAUUUUUGCGUCGUUGUGCUGAACAUUAUUUAAGCAGUGAACAACAAGAAGUUCGAAUUGAGUCUGUUAGAACUUGUAGUCGUUUAUUGCGUUUGGCAAUUGAGUCACCACAAAGUAAAACAUCACAUACAGUAAGAUAUACUAUUUCUACAGUCAUUAAGCAAAUACUUGUUGUUGGUGUUUCUGAUACAGAUCCGGAUGUACGUUUUGUGGUGUUUGAAAACCUCGAUCGCAGUUUUGACUUCUAUUUAGCUCAAGUACACAAUCUCACUGCAUUAUUCAUGGCUAUGAAUGAUGUAAAUUUUGAAAUACGAGAAAUGGCUCUCUGUACUAUAGGGCGAUUAAGUUUGGUAAAUCCAGCUUAUGUUAUGCCACCUCUGCGCAAAACAUUGAUGCAGUGUUUAACCGAACUUGAACACAGCGGAAUGGGUCGUAAUAAAGAACAAAGUGCUAGAAUGAUUGACCACAUGGCUGUUCAUGCUCCACGUCUUGUAUCUCCAUAUGUGCAACCGGUUUUAAAAAUAUUAGUACCUAAACUUAACGAACCAGAUUUAAACCCAAGUAUUUUAAUAAGUAUACUAGCAUGUAUUGGAGAUUUAGCUCAAGUCAAUGGGGAAGAAAUGUGUUGUUGGACUGAUCAACUGUUACCCAUUUUAUUAGACAUGCUGGGUGAUGGCGGAUCGCAAGAAAAACGAGGAGUUGCUCUCUGGGUUCUUGGAAAAUUAGUUGAAGGACUUGGCUAUGUUAUUCAACCAUAUGAAAAACACCCAACAUUGUUAGAUACAUUACUUGGGUUUUUAAAAACUGAACAGCAACCACUAGUCAGGAGAGAAACAAUAAGAGUGCUGGGGCUUCUUGGAGCCUUAGAUCCUUAUAAACAUAAAAUGAACUUAGGACAAAUUGAUUCUCAAAUUGAGUCUACUGCAUUGCUUUCAAUGACUGAUUCUCGUCCUAUAUCUGAAACUGAAUGGACCACGAGUGAAAUGUUAGUAAAUAUGAGCACAGCUACAUUAGAGGAAUAUUAUCCAGCAGUAGCUAUUGCAACAUUGAUACGUAUAAUUCGUGAUCCAAAUUUAUUCCAACAUCACACUAUGGUUGUACAGGCAAUCACUUUUAUCUUUCAAUCUUUGGGUAUAAAAUGUGUACCAUACAUACCACAAGUAAUGCCUAGUUUUUUAAACGUAAUUCGUACCGCAGAUGCAAACUUCAGAGAAUAUCUAUUUCAACAAUUAGGCGUACUUAUUAAUAUUGUUGGUCAACAUGUCCGAAACUAUUUAGAUGAUAUAUUUUUGUUGAUUAAAGAAUUAUGGACUCCAAACAGUCCACUUCAAUGUACAUUAAUCCAGCUUGUGGAGUAUAUAGUUGUGGCUCUUGGAGCACAAUUUAAAACUUACUUAUCUCAAUUGAUGCCUAAUAUACUCAGAAUACUUUAUCAUGAUUCUAGUAAAAACCGCAAUGUUACAAAGAGGAUGGUAGUAGCUUUAUGUAAAUUUGGUAUUAAUUUGGAUGAAUAUUUACAUAUGAUUAUGCCACCACUUGUAAAUUUAUUUGAUGCAACCGUUCACCCUACUCAAGUGAGUCAGGUUGCUAUGGAAACAGUUGCUCAAUUAGCCUAUACAUUGGAUUUCACAGACUAUGCUUCACGCAUAAUACAUGGAGUUGUGAAUUCAAUCGAAAAUACUUCAGAACUUAGGAAAACUGCUAUGGAAACUUUAUGUGCAUUAAUAUGCCAACUGGGUCGCAAAUAUAUGAUUUUCAUGCCACUUGUUACACGUACAUUAACUAAAUGCCAAUUUAGUUAUCCCUCUUAUGACACACUUAUCACUUAUAUAUCAUCGAACAAUGAUGGAAGUUUAGAAGAAAAUCUUCUGCUCUCUAGACAUAAGCAGUUUAAAAGUAAAAAAGAAGUUGGAGUACAUGUUGUUGCCGACUCUGCUACUAUAAUAAAAAAAAUGCAUACAUCAUUACCAAAUUUACAAAAAGCAUGGUUAGCCAACCGCUGUGUAUCUAAAGAUGAUUGGCUAGAAUGGUUAAGACGACUUGGUAUUGAUUUUCUGAAAGAAUCACCAUCACCAGCUUUGCGAUCAUGCUGGGCACUUGCUCAAACAUAUUCUCAGUUGCCUAAAGAUCUAUUUAAUGCUGCAUUUGUAAGUUGUUGGACGGAAUUAACAGAACCACUGCGAAAAGAGCUUAUACAUACUUUAGAACAAGCAUUGAUGGUAUCUGAUCUUCCUGAAAUGACGCAAACUAUAUUAAACUUAGCUGAAUUCAUGGAUCAUUGUGAAAAGGGACCAUUGCCUAUUGACACUCAUAUACUUGGCGAAAGGGCAAUGGACUGUAGGGCAUAUGCUAAAGCAUUGCACUACAAAGAAGAUGAAUUUAUCAAAGAAAAAAAUAGUCAAAUAUGUCCAAAUAUUAUUGAGUCUUUAAUAUCUAUUAACAACAAACUACAACAAAAAGAAGCAGCAUCAGGACUUUUGGAAGUAGUUAUGAGUAAACGAGAAGAAGAUCAGGAACCUGGUGAGCAGUUAAAAGUACAAGCAAGGUGGUAUGAGAAAUUACAUAAUUGGGAACAAGCUUUAUCUUUUUAUGAGGGUUUUUUACAAAAAGAACCACAUGAUGUUGAAUGGUCAUUAGGGGAAAUGAGAUGCUUAGAAUCAUUGGGUCAAUGGGGAAAAUUAAAUAACGUGGCUGCUUCUCAUUGGUCACAUUUUCCUGAAAGUGGACGUGAAAAAAUGUCAAGAGUUGCUGCAGCUGCAGCCUGGGGACUAAAACAGUGGCAACAAAUGACAGUUUACGUGGAAUGCAUACCAAGAGAUACCAUGGAUGGAGCCUUUUAUAGGGCAGUUUUAUCUAUUCACGGUGAACAGUAUGAACAUGCUCAGAAGUUUAUUGAUUUGGCUCGAGAAAUUUUGGACACUGAACUUACAUCAGCUGCUGCAGAGAGUUAUCAAAGAGCUUAUGGAGCCAUGGUCUCUGUACAAAUGUUAGCUGAACUUGAAGAAGUCAUUCAAUAUAAAUUGAAACCAGAAAAACGGCCAAUAAUUUACAAAGUCUGGUGGGACAGACUUCAAGGAUGUCAAAGAGUUGUUGAAGACUGGCAGCGUAUAAUUCAAGUUCAUUCGUUAGUCUUGAGUCCUGAGGAAGAUAUGCAUACAUGGCUUAAAUAUGCUGCUUUAUGUCGUAAAUCAUCACGAUUGGUUUUGUCUCAUAAAACUCUUACAACAUUAUUGGGCACAGAUCCUUCAAAAAAUCCUACAGAACCUUUACCCAUGACUCAUCCUCAUGUUACAUUUGCCUAUACUAAACAUAUGUGGACUUCUGGAGCUAAAUCAGAAGCUUAUAAUCAUUUAAACAAUUUGAUUCAAAAUGUAUUACCACAGUUGAAACGGAAAGGAAAAGAUAAUGAAAAACUUAGAAAUGACUCUACUAAAAAAUUGUUAGCUAGAUGUUACUUAAAGCUGGGAUACUGGCAAGAAGAGCUUCAAGGGUUGACAGAAUUAUCGAUUCCUGAUGUUUUAGAAUAUUAUGCUGCAGCAACAUUUCAUGAUCCUAGUUGGUAUAAAGCAUGGCAUUCAUGGGCCUAUAUGAAUUUUGAAACUGUAUUAUUCUAUAAACAUCAACAAAAUAAAUCGCAAUCUAACGAACAAACCACUGAAAAAGGAAUAAUUGAUAAACCUAGUUCUGAGAUGGCUAAAUCCAACCAAUAUAUUCCACAUUAUACCGUACCUGCUGUUGAAGGAUUUUUUAGAUCAAUUUCACUAUCUCAUGGUAGUUCAUUACAAGAUACAUUGAGACUUUUAACACUUUGGUUUGAAUAUGGGCAAAAUCAUGAUGUGUAUGAUGCUCUUGUUGAUGGAUUAAGAUCUAGUCAAAUAAAUACAUGGCUUCAAGUGAUUCCACAACUGAUUGCUCGCAUUGAUACACCUCGUACACUAGUCAGUCGUUUAAUUCAUCAUUUGCUAAUUGAUAUUGGGAAACACCAUCCACAAGCUUUAGUCUAUCCAUUAACUGUGGCUAAUAAAUCUGCCAGUGUUGCACGUAGAAAUGCUGCAAACAAAAUAUUAAAAACUAUGUAUGAACAUAGUCCAAAUCUGGUGCAACAAGCGGUUAUGGUAAGCGAUGAACUACUGAGGGUUGCUAUACUUUGGCAUGAAUUGUGGCAUGAAGCAUUAGAGGAAGCUAGUAGAUUGUAUUUUGGUGAAAAUAAUGUAAAAGGAAUGUUUGAAGUCUUAGAACCAUUACAUGCCAUGUUGGAAAAAGGGCCUCAGACUCUGAAAGAAACUUCAUUUAAUCAAACAUAUGGCCGAGAUUUAGUGGAGGCUUUAGAUUGGUGUAACCGUUAUCUGACUUCUGGCAAUAAUCGUGACUUAAAUCAAGCUUGGGAUUUAUAUUAUCAUGUUUUCCGUCGAAUAUCAAGACAAUUACCUCAACUUACAACUUUAGAACUUCAAUAUGUCAGCCCAAAAUUACAACAGAGUCGAAAUAUGGAACUUGCAGUUCCUGGUUCAUAUAUACCUGGUCAACCUGUUGUUAGAAUUGCAUAUAUUACAAGUUCAUUACAAGUCAUUUCUUCUAAGCAACGGCCUCGCAAGUUAACUAUUAAGGGUAGCGAUGGAAAUGAUUAUGUGUUCCUAUUAAAAGGGCAUGAAGAUCUUAGACAAGAUGAACGAGUUAUGCAGCUUUUUGGUCUAGUUAACACACUGUUAUUAAAUGACCCUGAUACAUUUAGACGAAAUUUAACCAUUCAGCGUUAUGCUGUUAUACCUUUAUCUACAAAUUCCGGUCUUAUUGGUUGGGUACCUCAUUGUGACACAUUGCAUACUCUUAUUCGUGACUACAGAGACAAGAAGAAAAUAUUAUUGAAUAUAGAACACAGAAUCAUGUUGAGGAUGGCACCGAACUAUGAUCAUUUAACAUUAAUGCAAAAAGUUGAAGUAUUUGAACAUGCUUUGGCCAACACUCAAGGUGAUGAUUUAGCUAGAUUACUUUGGCUUAAGUCUCCAUCAUCUGAAGUUUGGUUUGAUCGUAGGACUAAUUAUACUAGAUCAUUAGCUGUUAUGUCCAUGGUUGGCUAUAUACUUGGUUUAGGAGACAGACAUCCUUCAAAUUUGAUGUUGGACCGUUUAAGUGGCAAAAUAUUACAUAUUGAUUUUGGUGAUUGUUUUGAAGUGGCCAUGACCCGUGAAAAGUUUCCAGAAAAAAUCCCAUUUAGACUUACUAGAAUGCUUAUUAAUGCUAUGGAAGUAACUGGUAUUGAAGGAACAUAUCGUAGUACCUGUGAAAGUGUUAUGACUGUUUUAAGAAAUAACAAAGAUAGCUUGAUGGCUGUAUUAGAAGCUUUUGUGUAUGACCCAUUACUAAAUUGGCGUUUAAUGGAAGCUGGUGUAGGUGCUCGAAGAACAGUUGCUGCAACUGCAGGCACUACAGUAGUUGGGACAAAUCCAAUAAGUGUUGCUUCUGUAGCUACUACAAUAUCUGAAGAAGCCAGUAUGCCAGCUAGUUUUGCUGCUUCUUUGAGUAAAAAGGCUGCACCUGUAAAUGUUGGUCCCGGAGGUGAUCCUGGUAACAGUGAAAGUGAGCCAACAGAAGCACUUAACAAAAAAGCAUUAGCUAUUGUCACUAGAGUUCGUGAAAAAUUGACUGGUAGAGACUUUAUACAUGAACAAGAACUGACUGUCCCUAGACAAGUGCAUUUACUCAUACAACAGGCCACUGCUAAUGAAAAUCUUUGUCAAUGUUACAUUGGGUGGUGUCCAUUUUGGUGAGUUUCAUUUACAUCUGCUGUUAGAUAUUAUACAUUAUUGUUAUUUUUUUUUAUAUACUGUUUUAACAUUAAAAAUGUUUUUAUGUUU
Messenger RNA from Sipha flava (yellow sugarcane aphid), 7897 nucleotides. It is a transcript of the gene Tor, whose product is annotated as serine/threonine-protein kinase mTOR. Bases 143 to 7810 code for a protein of 2555 amino acids. The record is from RefSeq and is a predicted model, not a curated record. Gene Ontology annotation, biological process: protein phosphorylation; TOR signaling; negative regulation of macroautophagy. Gene Ontology annotation, cellular component: nucleus; TORC1 complex; TORC2 complex. Gene Ontology annotation, molecular function: protein serine/threonine kinase activity; protein binding; protein-containing complex binding. Lineage: Eukaryota; Metazoa; Arthropoda; Insecta; Hemiptera; Aphididae. The transcript has 39 exons.